Molecule: messenger RNA, 2555 nt
Organism: Hippocampus comes (tiger tail seahorse)
Lineage: Eukaryota; Metazoa; Chordata; Actinopteri; Syngnathiformes; Syngnathidae
Gene: terb1
Product: telomere repeat binding bouquet formation protein 1
Exons: 18
Coding region: 203-2263 (686 amino acids)
Biological process (GO): homologous chromosome pairing at meiosis; meiotic attachment of telomere to nuclear envelope
Source: RefSeq, a predicted model, not a curated record
AACACUUGAUAACGGGACGCUAUGACGUCAUCACCACUGGAAUAAAAUAAAGAUAAUGAAUAAAACUGAAGUCGGUCGAAUAUAUUGGCCGUGUCAGAGGAGGCCAUUUUCUUUUUGUGUGCAGGUGACGCAAGUGGAGUCCCAGAUUAUUAUCUUAAUUACUGUAUUGUGUCAAGAAGAAUAAAACGUACACAGUCGAGUAAUGUAUCACUUGGGAGUUCAAACUACUGAAACAGUGCAAGAGAGCACAGAUGAUGCAGCGGUUUACAGCAGCAGCCGCAACACUACCAAGACAGAUCUCUCUUUGCUGCUGGAAUGUCUAAAGUUCCAGAUGAACUGUCCAGACCUACAAAAACAAGCCCUUGUCACCAUCAACUCCAUAUGUGAGAAAAAAGAUCACAAUGUGGACCUGCUGAGAGAAAUGGGAGGUGUGAUGUUUGUGUACAGUCUCUUCAAAUCCAACGUUGUUCAUCCAAGUGUGAGGCAGACUGCGCUCUUCACACUCGGCACUUUAGCGGAGGCCAAUGUGUACUGCAAGAAUAACCUAUGUCAAAGGGAGAUAUUUCUUGACCUCUGUGGCUACAUGAAGGAAGAAGAUGCCUCGCUUAAACAGAAAAGCGUCUCUGUCUAUUUACUGUCUGUGUUGGUAGCCAACAACAAGGCAGGGCAGACUUUAGCCCAAACCACUGGCUGCAUAGAAUUUCUGCUGAACCUCUUCAAGAACAUGUUCCCUGAAUCUACCACGGACUCUGCUCAUAUCUGUCUAUGGGUAUCAGUGUCCAGUGCGCUUUGUGGGUGUGUCAACAACCCUCAGAAUGAGGAGGCUCAGUGGGUCUGUGUGUCAUCCUUUCCCAAAAUAAAAAUGUGGCUUCAGCAGAUUUCUUUGCCUUGCUUUGAGGUGUUUCGAUACCUUUGCUCCUUCAUUGCGAUGACUGUUGCCAACAAUGAACGUGUUCAAAGGAGCUUUGCCGCCACCGGGGUGUUAGAGACCCUUGUUCACAUGCUGAUCCGUCUGGCGUCUGAAUCUGACACAAGCACGUUGUCUUGCCAGCUUUUAAUCAUAAUAAUCAAAACAGUGUCAGCUUGUAUCGCUAACAACGCAAACCUGGCUUCAGUUUUGGCCCGCUAUACUAUCGUGGAUCAUCUCGUUUCCCUCCUGGCGAGCCCGCACCUCAACUGCGAGGACAGACUGGCGGUGCUCAUCUUACUGGGCCAUUUCACCGAAGCUUCUGAGGAACAUCAGUGCCAACUGUUGCGGUGUGGCGGCUUGCCACUCAUCAUCACGCUGCUCGCUGAAGAUGCAAACGAGGAGGUCAGAAAGUUCGCAACGUUCAUACUGCAGACCUGCAAACAGGCUAUCACGUCCUUGGGAAUCCCUGGUGCAAAGCGAGAAGAUGAGAAGCUUGCCACAGCAGCCACUGAAGAGUUUGGCCCAUUUUCUUUUCCUACACCCUCACAGCUCAACCCCAAGGCUCUUUGUGUCUUGAAAAAUCGCGAUUCCUCCAAUGUAGUCGACUCAAAGGAGGAAAAUGAAAAAGAAGCAGGAGGAAGACAUGACAAGAAUACAAAGUCAUAUGCUGAGAAAGAGACGGGUAAAACCGACAGAGGGACUGUGCCAUGUUCAUUGUGUCACGGUACUGGAUCGCUGAUACAGUCCCAUCUACAGCAACUAGAGGGAGGCCAAGAUGCAUCUACAGUAGACAGUCCCCCAAAGAACUCUCCAGAGCAAGACCACCAAGUACGAGGGGCGAUUAAAUGCAGUGAUGGAGAAAAGUUGCAGGACAGUGACAUGUUUGUGGAGAAAAGGCACGAGGAAGAAUCCGGCUACAAUGAAAGAUGUGCAGGUUGCGUGUUGCCUUUUGAGAGAGUGACCAGUCGCACUUUUGCCUCUGUCCUGGACGUCUGCCAUCAGAAGUGCGAAAUGCACAAGGUCCUUCUGGAGGCGACAGCGCGCUUCAACGCCCCCCAACGCCGCUCUCUGGUGGAGGGAGAGCUGGAAAUGCUGGAACCGGCCCAGCUGAAACCAGAGAAGGAGUCUGUUGGGGCGCCACAGAGAACGCUCGCAAGCUGGAGGCUUCCGUGUUUGGAUUUAAAAAAUGUCAUCCUGAUUCCCACCUAUAAUGGAUCAAAGCAAAAGGUGCCUGAAAGGAUUUGGAACUGUCAAAAUGGUCUUCAAUCUCCACUGACAGACAUCAACUUGGUCCCGAUGAAAAGAGGAGCUCAAACACCAAAGUUCCCUUUUCACAACAUGUCCGACAAGUAAAGCCACAGGAUGCUGACCGUGUGUGUGAGAGACUCUGGACCAAAACUCCGUACCCCUUCAUCAGACUCACCAUAAACUGUUUUGGCUACAGAGCCUUCAGUUUGACACUGUAGUUUAUCUUCAAAUUUGUUCUCGUCUGCUGGGUAAUGAAUGACUUGUUCUACUGCACAUGCAAGCUAUUUCUGCUGCACUUUUACAGGUGUGUGGUCAUUGUUUAUAAUUGUUCAUAUCGUUAGUAAUUUGUUGUCAUUUCUGAAUUAAAACAUAUGGAUAAGCCCCGUUUCUGAUCGUA